Oncorhynchus gorbuscha (pink salmon) is the source of this 2589-nucleotide messenger RNA. RefSeq lists its product as uncharacterized. NCBI's taxonomy places the organism in Eukaryota, Metazoa, Chordata, Actinopteri, Salmoniformes, Salmonidae. The transcript has 4 exons. The record is from RefSeq and is a predicted model, not a curated record. Bases 356 to 1759 code for a protein of 467 amino acids.
UAUUGUCACCUAGCUAACGACUGUAGUUAGCAGGUGCGUCGCAUUAUAAAUAGUUUGCAUAGCUAACAGUUAUCUACGUAAUGAGUCAACUAGCUACAGCUGGGCUGGCUGUAGUGCAUCAACAAUCAAGUCGUUUUUAUUUGUGUACAUUUAUGCCACGUUCACAAGCUAGUCGGAACUAUAAAACUCGGACAUUUCCAACUUGCUAAUUAGUGUGAACGCGGCAUAUAUUUAUUGACACGCUUUCUCUAAACAUUAACACGCAUCGCUUAUUGUACGUUUUUGGUAACAUACAUUUCAGCGAGAAAUCAUUUUCAAAAAACAAAAGCUUUCAGCCAGCUGUAGACGUGGAAAGAUGCGGGGCAUAGACAUCCUGGAGAACUUUGAGAUCUACAUCCCCAAAGAGGCAGAGGUGAAAAUCACCUCUAUUCUGACUCUGCCAACCUCCAUCUUGAGAAGGAUGGGAGUGCCCCACUCUCAGGGUGGCAGUGCAAAGAGAAUUUCCUCGCCUUUGGCCACGUGGAUCUCGCCAGUGGUCAUCCGAGAGAGAGGCUGUUCACCGGCCAGCCCCACAGUGGAUACAGCCAAGAUUAACCUGACCUCAAUGGUGACCAAGGAACCCAAGGCAGCCCAGGGUCCCUUCUUGAUCCCAUUCGUCUCCUCCAGCGGCACGGCCUUCAAUGUCCUCAGGGAGUUCUUGCCCUCCAGACAGAACUUCCAGCAGGGUACUGACGCCCAGAUUGACCCCCUCCCUCAUGGCCUGCCCCCUCUCCCCCACCAGGAUGCCAUCAUCAUCCACAAGGGGAGGAUCUUCCUGUCAAUCAAGAAAGCAAAGACUAUCAGAGGAAAGAGACAGCACAGCCCUGACCUGAAUAACUUGUCUUCCGAAGCCCCUCAGACCACACAGCGAAAACUGAUCUUCCUCUCACCUGCCAGGAAGAGCCAGAAGAAGUCCUGCCCCGCAUCUCCAAAGCCGUCUCCUAAAAAGCCCCAGGGGAAGUGGGCAUUGCUGCAGAGGUUCGGCCUGACCCACCAAGUCCAGGUGAAGUUGUCCAGAAUCCCCCAGGGGGACAUUGAGCCACAGCAGACUGCCGAACAGGGUCACUCAGCGGAAGAGGAUCAUAACACAGAGCAAGAUCAAGUCAUACGGAAGUUAUUGAACGCCAACAGGUUGUUAAAGGAGACACCUGGCAGAUGUCCUGAACAGGAGAUGGAGUUGGUGACUCAAGAGGAAAACAAGCCUUUGAAUGAGGAGACCCAAGAAUCAUUAUCAAAGACAGCAAAUCGGCACCCUUACUCAAGCGAAGGCUUUCAGGGCAGAGGUGGGAUUACCAGUGAGACAGAUGAUGAUGCUGAGGAGGAGCCUGAGGAAGAGGGAUGUCACAAUUUGGGUAGUGUCAAACAACAACGAGUUGAGGACAAAGGUAUGAGUGGGGCAAAGGGCCAAGCCACCAAUGGGGAUGAGUCUGAGGUGGAAGAUCUCUCUGUUACGGCUGUUGCUUUGAGUGACAGCUUACCUCCACCAGAGGCCCUGAAUGCAGACCAAAGCAGUGAUACGGUUAUGCAAGUUGACUUCACGGGGGACAGUGUUCAGAGUUGGACAGCGGAGUGCCCAAUCAUACCCGCUCUAGCCCCCACCCCCAAACAGCACCAUGGUUUUGACUUUGAGCAUUCGGCCCGUGAGGAGAGGAUCAACCGUAUCAGGGCCAAACUGAGAGAGAGCGAGGCUGCCCUCAACAACCUGCGCUCUCCAAGUUGACUGUCUUCAAAGUGGGAAACAAUUAUUUCUAAGGGCCCUCAGAUGUUGAAUGCCAUGAACGAUUAUUCCACACACUGUGGACAUACAUUCUAUAACUAUUAUAAAAAAAAAAAAAUUGGAACCCAUAAACUUCUCCACUCCUUAUCCUCCAAGACCUGUGAUCCAUCAUCUUUGAUGGGCAAAAAUAUUUUACGUUAGAAAUAACUCUAAUCUAAAUUAUAUAAUUUUAUUAGAAAAUUCAAAAGGACUUUUUACUUUUCGUUUGAUUAUAUCUGAUGUGAAAGCAGCGUUUGUUUGAUCAAACUUGCCCAGCUAUCGAAUUUGAAGAUUAGUUAUUAGAGUUGCAGUUAUUCUUUUAGGGCCGGAUUCAGACUUUUUUUUUACACUUUUUGAUUUACGCAGUUCUCAGUUGUUGGUAUUCAGAAUUGAUGGGCUUUACAGAUGUGGCUCCCUUGCACUCACUAAAUUUAUAUAAUUAAAAUACUGAAACCCCUCCCACUUGCUGGGCAACAGAUUUUCUUGUUGAGGAUUCAUUUAAAUACGAUGUACCUUUAUGUAUAUGUACAUAAAAUAUGUACAUUUUGUGGCGACCAGACCAAAUUCUCAUAGAAAUUUGUUUUAUAGAUCUGUCAUUCUCAUUGAAAGUAAGUCUAAGAAGCAGUUCUGUGCACCAUUUCUAUGCUUCCCGUUCGUAUGUUUAGAAUUUGCGUCUUUCGGUUUUGUACACCAGAUUCAAACCGCUGACAGCUGGUUUAGAUGGUACAAUGGUUUUCUACACCAAACAUUGCUUGUUUUGUCACAAUCUGAAAUAAAGCAAACUUUAAAUUUUA